Paramormyrops kingsleyae is the source of this 2732-nucleotide messenger RNA. Its product is annotated as heat shock protein 5. NCBI's taxonomy places the organism in Eukaryota, Metazoa, Chordata, Actinopteri, Osteoglossiformes, Mormyridae. The record is from RefSeq and is a predicted model, not a curated record. Gene Ontology annotation, molecular function: ATP-dependent protein folding chaperone; ATP binding.
CUGGCCAAUAAAGUGCAUCCACGAUAGGAAAGCUAAGAACGAUAUAUAGAGACGACGCCGAAUUGCAGUUCAUUCGGUUUGUAGAAAAAGUCAGUUUAGUGUUUUGUGGCGUUUUUUUUGGCUUGUACGCGUGCGUGAAUCAUAUUUUUACAUUUUAAGCAGGUCACGUGACUGAACCGCGCUUGAAGGAUGAAGAUCGCGUGUAUGCUGCUCCUCAUCAUCGGCGCCGUUUUCGCCGCCGACGACGAUGACAAGAGAGAGAAUGUGGGGACAGUGGUCGGAAUCGACUUGGGCACAACAUAUUCCUGUGUUGGUGUCUUCAAGAACGGUCGUGUGGAAAUCAUAGCCAAUGACCAGGGUAACCGUAUCACACCAUCCUAUGUGGCUUUCACUUCCGAGGGUGAACGGCUCAUUGGGGACGCUGCCAAGAACCAGUUAACAUCCAACCCCGAAAACACUGUUUUUGAUGCCAAACGGCUGAUUGGACGCACAUGGAAUGAUCCGUCUGUGCAGCAGGAUCUCAAGUAUCUACCUUUCAAGGUUAUUGAGAAGAAGAGCAAGCCCCAUAUUCAAGUUGAUAUUGGUGGCCAAAUGAAGACCUUUGCUCCAGAAGAGAUCUCUGCCAUGGUACUCACAAAGAUGAAGGAGACCGCUGAGGCCUACUUAGGAAAGAAGGUCACGCAUGCAGUAGUUACUGUUCCUGCCUACUUCAAUGAUGCUCAGCGCCAGGCCACCAAGGAUGCUGGCACUAUUGCUGGACUGAAUGUGAUGAGGAUCAUCAAUGAGCCAACUGCUGCCGCUAUUGCCUAUGGCCUGGACAAGAAAGAUGGGGAGAAGAACAUCCUGGUCUUUGACCUUGGUGGUGGUACCUUUGAUGUGUCCCUGCUCACCAUUGACAAUGGUGUCUUUGAGGUUGUGGCUACCAAUGGUGACACUCAUCUGGGUGGUGAAGACUUUGACCAGCGUGUCAUGGAGCAUUUCAUAAAGCUGUACAAGAAGAAAACCGGCAAAGAUGUGCGCAAGGACAAUCGUGCUGUGCAGAAGCUUCGUCGUGAGGUGGAGAAGGCUAAACGUGCACUCUCAGCUCAGCACCAGGCUCGUAUUGAGAUUGAGUCCUUCUUUGAAGGUGAAGAUUUCUCAGAGACACUCACUCGUGCAAAGUUUGAGGAACUGAACAUGGAUCUCUUCCGCUCCACCAUGAAGCCUGUGCAGAAAGUCUUGGAGGAUUCUGACCUGAAGAAGCCUGACAUUGAUGAAAUUGUGUUGGUGGGUGGCUCAACUCGUAUCCCCAAGAUUCAACAGUUGGUGAAAGAAUUCUUCGGUGGAAAGGAGCCGUCUAGGGGCAUCAACCCUGAUGAAGCUGUAGCUUAUGGUGCAGCUGUACAGGCUGGAGUGCUCUCUGGAGAAGAAGACACUGGUGACCUGGUUCUGCUGGAUGUUUGCCCUCUGACUCUUGGCAUUGAGACUGUGGGAGGUGUUAUGACUAAGCUGAUCCCAAGAAACACAGUGGUGCCCACUAAGAAGUCCCAGAUCUUUUCCACUGCCUCUGACAACCAGCCAACUGUUACAAUUAAGGUCUAUGAAGGUGAGCGUCCCCUAACCAAGGACAAUCACCUCCUGGGUACCUUUGACCUAACUGGAAUCCCUCCCGCACCCCGUGGUGUCCCUCAAAUCGAGGUGACAUUUGAGAUUGAUGUCAAUGGUAUCUUGCGUGUCACUGCUGAGGACAAGGGAACCGGCAACAAGAACAAGAUUACCAUCACUAACGACCAGAACCGCCUCACGCCUGAAGACAUUGAACGCAUGGUGAAUGAUGCAGAGCGCUUUGCCGACGAAGACAAGAAACUCAAGGAGCGCAUUGAUGCCCGCAACGAGCUGGAGAGCUAUGCCUACUCACUGAAGAACCAAGUGGGUGACAAGGAGAAGCUGGGUGGCAAGCUGUCUGCAGAGGACAAGGAGACCAUAGAGAAAGCAGUAGAGGAGAAGAUUGAGUGGCUUGAGUCCCACCAAGAUUCUGACACUGAAGAGUUUCAAGCAAAGAAGAAGGAGCUGGAGGAGGUGGUGCAGCCCAUUGUGAGCAAGCUGUAUGGCAGUGCAGGUGGGCCCCCACCUGAGGGAGGAUUCGAUGAGCAAGCUGAAAAGGAGGAGUUGUAAUAUUGCUUCACCACUGAUUGCCAGGCUUCUUGGUCCUCCUGAAGUCUUGCUUUAGUGGUCGCCGGUGUAAAUACUGGAAUAAAAUGAACUGCGAAGUGGGGAAAACACCAAACCCCAAAUCUACAAGAAAGACUGAAGGAAGGGAAAAACGAAAUGAAUGUUGUAUUCUUCACGGAAAGUGGAGAUUUAAGUUGGCCUUGAUUCAGGCUUACUUCUGCUGUUCUCAGGCAGUUUAGGGGUGUAUUGUCUUUUUUUGGGGGGGGUUGGAUGGGGUGGGAUUUGGAGCGAAUGACAGGAUAAUGGGCACAUGCUGUUCAAUAUUAAAUGUUCAAAGUUAUUUAUUUGAUCUGGUCAUUCUCGCCAAUUGGCAGGAACCUUUCAAAGGGUUUCACGUUAGAAAUAAAUGUUUGAUACAAACACCCUGACUUGAACUUCAUUGUGGUGAUGGAUGUCAGUGGUAACGCAGUAUCCAAUAGCACUGGUUAAUGUGUAAUGCAAUGCACUCCACCUACCCCACAUUGUACACUGAGUCAUAACAUUCCCAUUUUUAUAUUAAUAAAGUUGGAAAAAUACAAAAA